GCGCAGACCAGAAUGAUUAAUGAUUUAAUCUCAUUUGUUGUCCAAACGCCAAUGACCAUCAAUCAAGGACUGAGCUCCAGUCCGGUUCCGCACUUGGCACAACGUGGUGCAUUCAUCCGACAAUGAAUCAUCGCUCAAUUGGGAGCACGGCUGAUGAGCCAUCUGGAGAUGUUAUAAGAACAAGAGGCCAGAGUUGAGCAUCGACUGCUGGAGACGAUACAAUACAAUCCAUCACUUCAUCUCCCAGACCCUCAAUGCUAGACACUCAGACAACAAACACAACUACAACCACCACUGCCACAGCCACAACCAUGGCCUCUUCCGACAACACCCUCGUAUUCUAUGACAUCAUCCUCGACCCUGCGGCCUACCCCAAUGGCCCAAACCCGUGGAAGACGCGCUUCGCCCUCAACUUCUCCAAGGUCCCCUACCGCACGGCCUGGACGCCCCUGAACGCCAUCCGCUCGACACGCGACUCCCUCAACCUCGCCGUGAGCCGCAAGCACCAGGACGGGAGCGACUUCCCCACCCUCCCCGCCAUCCGGGACCCGCGCCCCGGCGGCGGCGAGGCGGUGGUGGGCGACUCGUUCGACAUCGCCCGACACCUGCAGGACACGUAUCUGGCCUCGGCCCCCACAUCAGCCCAGCUGUUCCCGGCGUCCGGAGAUGCCGCCGCCGCCGCCGGCAUCGUGGCGCUGCACCGCGCCUUCAACGUCUUGGUCGACCAGGUCUUCUCCGACCACGGCGCCGCCCUCGCCGGCUUCUACAUGCGCUUCGACCCGCGCACCGCCGCCGCCGACAAGGCCGCCAUGAUGGCACGCAUGCCGGGCGAGCUGAAGAACCUGGACUGGGAGGACCUCAGGGUGGCCGAGGGGUCCGAGCAGAGGGAGGGGAUGCUGCGCGGCUUCGAGGCCGCCCUGGACGCCAAGCUCGCCCCCUGCUUCCCCGGCGGGGACGGCCCGUUCAUGGGCGGGCGGGCAGGGCCCAUGUACGCCGACUUUAUAGUCGGCGGUUGGUUGCAGUUCAUGCGCGGCUGCCUGCCCGACCCCGAGUGGGACGCGCUCCGGAACAGGUGGUCCGGCGGCAGGUGGGGGAAGCUGUUUGAUGCGCUGCAGCAGUGGAAUGCCGUGGACGGGCGCGAGGGGGUCGCCCCGCGGAGGCCGUAGUUGUGUCGUAUAGGUUCAAGGCGUUUCUAUAUCCUGUCUCGGCAUAUUUUGACGAGAAUACAACAACACAUGGCACAUUUCUCGACGGCAACCCCGCACCAGCUUGUGAAGUGUAAGCAUCAGCCGAUACUUAUCCAUCAUCAAUCGAUGCUUAUCCAUCGCUAGAGA
Molecule: messenger RNA, 1334 nt
Organism: Gaeumannomyces tritici R3-111a-1
Lineage: Eukaryota; Fungi; Ascomycota; Sordariomycetes; Magnaporthales; Magnaporthaceae
Exons: 2
Coding region: 255-1166 (303 amino acids)
Source: RefSeq, a predicted model, not a curated record